GCUCACCUCGUUGCCAGCUGGAGACACCCUUGCUCCUUGCUCCUUGCUCCAAGUUUGCUGGCUCUACCCUGAUAUAUCCACCUAUGCCUAUUAGAUACUAGAUCAGCAACAUCAGACACCACCACCCUAGGAGGUAAUCUGUCAGCAUGCCCCCCAUCCGCCGAUACCUCCGCAUCAGCAAGUACACGGUCCUGGAAUGCCGAAUCUACCUCGAGAACCCCUCGGACACGCGAUGGCUUCUGGACCCCCGUGAUCGCAUCCUCCCUCGCAUCUUCGCCGCCAUUCGCCCUCUCGUGCUGCCUAAGCUCCGCGAGGAAAACGAGAGACUCCUUUCGCGGAAGAAGGGCAAGCCCGUCAAGGAUGUGAUCGCAGAAGAUGACUUCGAAGUAGCGCUGUUUCUCCGCGAAUCGCGGACCCGUCAUUCCCUCUUGACCCGCCACAAGGAGUUCGACGGCCCGGAUGCCGCCUCCGAUUCACGACGGGCGGGAACGGUCGAUGGCCACGGCGGUGCCGCCGAGUCCGGCAUCAUGGUUGAAAGCGACGAUGAGGAACUGGAUCUGAAUGCUAUCCCUCGCGCUACAGAGCAGAUAGCCGAAGAAGAAGAAGAAGAAGAAGAAGAAGAGGAAGACGUUCGUGGGAAACGCCAACGAGGGCCCGAAUUGGAGGAACCCCCCCGCUUGCGAGCGUCCAAGCGGAAGAAGAACGAGGAGGAGCCCAACGAAGAUAAAAAGAUGCGUUUCCAAACGAACUACGAAGGUUUUAAUAUCUACGGUUGGACGUUGUGUCUGCUGGUCACACGCAAAGGCGACCGGGUGUCGGCCCGACCGACGCAGUCAGAGUCCUCUCGCCAGGUUCUGAUGGAGGAGUGGAUUUCGACGCAGGCGCAGGCCGAUUUGGAUGAGGAGUGAGGUCCAAGCAGAAUGGGACAUGUGUUGCGACCUGCUUAAUUUAAGGCUCGAAACCUUUGUGCGACCCCAAGCCAAGUCAGCUGCUGUCUUCCCGCCUCCCGUCAUACAGUGCAAGACUAGGAAACUGGUUUCGUCGCAGCGGUUUUCGAAAGAACGCCGCAGCCACAAAAUACAGCCCCGAUCGAUCACCCCCUGGACUAUAUCCAAUAACACCGCAGUGCAACAUGCGCAGCCAAAAAUAGAGGGGGGAAAAUCACCGCUCGGAAACACGCCACCAUCGCGCCCAUACGGCAAAUAUCCGGGCAUUUCCAUGCUCGUGGAUGCUACACAACCGCUAACCGACGGGUCGCACCACCCACUGC
Messenger RNA from Aspergillus candidus, 1270 nucleotides. RefSeq lists its product as uncharacterized. Bases 147 to 908 code for a protein of 253 amino acids. The record is from RefSeq and is a predicted model, not a curated record. The transcript is spliced from 2 exons. Lineage: Eukaryota; Fungi; Ascomycota; Eurotiomycetes; Eurotiales; Aspergillaceae.